This is a messenger RNA of Neurospora tetrasperma FGSC 2508, 2162 nucleotides long. RefSeq lists its product as uncharacterized. The transcript is spliced from 2 exons. Gene Ontology annotation, cellular component: mating projection tip. The coding region runs from base 1 to 1620 and encodes 539 amino acids. Gene Ontology annotation, biological process: cell wall biogenesis; regulation of fungal-type cell wall biogenesis. The record is from RefSeq and is a predicted model, not a curated record. NCBI's taxonomy places the organism in Eukaryota, Fungi, Ascomycota, Sordariomycetes, Sordariales, Sordariaceae.
AUGGCUGGUGCUUUCUUUCCCCCUACCUCCCCGUCCUCGGUUCGAUCGCUUACAUGUCAUGGUUGGGAAACAGAUGCUGGCAUCGACUCUCCUUACCGAACUGGACGUCAUGUCCCAUUGAACCGGAACUCCGGUCUCGCGGGCGUUACUACCGCCUCCGACUCGCGUGCCGACAUCAACUCGCCCUACCUUCAAGGAGAUGGCCGUGGUUCUACCAUGAGCUUCGACACGGCGUACGGCGGACGCGCCAUAUCUCCCAUGCCGAGUCCCGCCAACGGUGGCCCCUAUUCGCCCGGCCUAGUGAGCCAACGACAGUCCGUCCACCAGGACGCAUUCGAUGUACACAGCCCAACCGGCGAGAUUCCCAUGCAGAACUUCCAAAAUGGCGGUCCGCCUCCUCCACCAGUCGCCAGCUCCUGGGAGAAAAUUGACAGAUGGGCCGAGGAAAACUACCCCGAGUUGUUCGACCAACUUGGCGAGGGCUGCACCGUCAACGAUCUGAACGAACUCGAAUACCAGCUUGAUUGCACCCUUCCCCAAGAUCUCAGGCAAUCCUUGCAAAUCCACGACGGCCAGGAGCGCGGUGGUCUUCCCACUGGCAUUAUUUUCAGCUCCAUGUUACUCGACUGCGAAGAGAUGGUUCAGGAGUGGGAGAACUGGAAGACGGUGAACCAAGAGUUUAUGCUGGAUCCCGUGCUCGUCAAGCGACAAUCUCAGGCAUUUGCCGCUCAGGCCUCAUCAUCAAAAGAUGCCCCUAACCGCAACCAAAACUGGCGACAAGAACUCCUCAACAAGCAGGAUUCCGUCCCCCCAUCCGCGAUUCAGAAGGCGUAUGCGCACCCUGCCUGGAUUCCUCUCGUUCGUGACUGGGGCGGCAACAACUUGGCUGUCGAUUUGGCGCCUGGACCAAAGGGCCACUGGGGUCAGAUCAUCCUCUUCGGUCGCGACUACGAUACAAAGUACGUCGUGGCCCGCUCGUGGGCGCACUUUCUUGCCAUGGUUGCGGAGGAUCUCAGCAGUGGGAGGUGGUUUGUCGAUGAGGACACCAACGAGCUCAAGCUGCGUGAGUUUAAGGCGACCCGUGUUGAGCCGUCUUAUUUCGAGAUUCUGAGGUGGAGAAUGGAUCAGAAGUAUGGCCGCACAGCCAACAAGCGCAAAUCCAUGGCGCCUUCCAUGGCGUCGGCUUCCGGCAUGCGCUCUCCCCCCACUCCCGGCUCUCCUUACCAAAGCCCAACAGAGCACAACGAGCCUCGUGGCCGGUCGCUACACCGUCUCACUGGCACUUCACCCAUGUCGAGUCCCAUCCGACCAGGUUACGGAAAGCCAAGCCCAUUGGCGCGCGUUGCUGAGGAGGCACCCCCCACAACAUCUCUCACGGCUAGCAACGCUUCCCUCGAGGCCAAAGCCGCCGACAACUUGAUGGAGUUGAACACCCCAAGGACAAGCGGAGAGCAUAGCAAGGAGGAUAUCAAGGUCAAUGAGGAUUCUCCCGCCAAGGAAAGGACAAGCGAGGAUAAGGAGAAGAAGCCUGAAACCGAGGCGAACGGAAAGGCGACGGAGUCAAAGGGCAAGCAAACGACAGUCGAAGACGCCGAGGACAUGAAGGAUAUUGAGAUUUGAAAGGGAACAAAUCGAAGCGACCCAACGAACUCGUCAACUCAGGGGUCACCAUUGAGUAGCUGGCCCAGCAAACUGCUUCCUCACCAUGCGCAGGGCACGGAGUCAGACAAGGUGUAAUGUUUCUCCCUAAUCUGAUAUCUUGACGCCUCCUCGAGUCAGCUGUCCUCUCUUAGCCGAAUAUAAGGGCCAUCGCAUGAUGAAGGGGCAGGUCACGAAUCUUUCUCUUCCAAUUACUUCUUCCUCGCCACCAUACGAUUGGUCUCUAUCGUCUAAUCGGGUUCUUUCAUGAUGCGGAGGUUUUCCCUGCGUUGUCCUCUCGCCUGUUUGGCCAAGGAGAGGGGGUUUUCGAGGGACAAUCUCGUUGCAUCGCCGAAGUUUGAAUAUUGUAUGUACACUAAAAGGGGAUCAUUUUGACUUCGACUGGUGGGUGGGACCUUGUUGUGGUCUGCCCGACGCCGCCCGCAGAAGACAUUUUCAGCUUUGCACUAUUGUUUACUAUUACACCGCAUAGCGUCAUAAUAACUCUUUCUGUCUUUAUUUUC